This is a messenger RNA of Leptosia nina, 549 nucleotides long. NCBI's taxonomy places the organism in Eukaryota, Metazoa, Arthropoda, Insecta, Lepidoptera, Pieridae. The record is from the annotation of a GenBank genome assembly.
AUGGCAAAUAAAGUAUUUGUACAGACAGAACGUGUCAUAACACCUGAGGGGUAUGAUGCAUUUGAUUAUGCUUGUGAUGUAACUAUCGUCAUCAGCCCUUUGAACCCAUCAAGUCACGAUGGGGCCUCUCCCACUGUGGGAAGGAGCGUCCUUAUCUUUUCUAUUAAUAAUAACAGCGCCAUGAUGAACUGUGCGAAAGAGACAGAGAAUGAAAGGGACCACAUAAUGGUACCCGGGAGGGGUUCUCUGUUGCUGGAAAGCUCGAACCCGCUACCUGCCAGGCGACAGACCUACUCGGACGGUCGGGGGAGGGCUGGACUCUAUAACGAGAAAGGCCUGUGCGUGGGUGCGUGCAUUCGGCAGUGCGUGUGCGCAUCUGGCACCCACUCAAUCGACGACUCGGCUGCCGCCAUGGCGCCCGCGCCCCACAACGGUACGCGACCCCACCACUACGAUCUAUUGGCCGUCGAUCAUCUUGAUUUGUAUGUUCGCGGGACAAUUGACAAACUGAAAACUUUCAGGGAUUUGAGAAAGACGUAUUCAGAAUAA